AUGAUAUCAAGGAUACAACUCAGACAAUCAAAAUAUUGUUUUAAUUUAAUAAAUAACAAUAGUUAUGCAACAGUUGCUGAUGUUAAGACCAGUCAGCCUGCUUUGGAAACCUCCUAUGCGAAUAGCUUAAAAGAAGAAUGGUCUGGAGCAAAACCUUUCGAUAGCGUACCAGGUCUUUCUAAAUUUCAAAAGUUUCGGGGUUUUAUGAAAGGUGGUGAAUUUCACAAUUUAUCAUUUGUUGAUGUUUUGAGUUUGCUACGCAAACGUUAUGGCGAUAUCUAUUAUAUGCCUGGCUUAUUUGGUUCAAGUUCAAAUUUGAUAACAUUCAAUUUGGAUGAUCAUGAGAAAAUAUUUCGCACCGAAGGAACAUAUCCUGUAAGACCAGGUAAUGAAUUGGUAAAGUACUAUCGUUUGUCAAGAAAGGACAAUUUUUAUGCUGAGGAAUGUUUGGGAGUAGCUGGAAAUGGCAAACAAUGGGGUAAAUUUCGUCAUGCUGUAAAUCCUAUAUUAAUGCAACCGAAAAAUGCUAAACUUUAUAUGGAUCCCAUGCAAAAAGUAAAUAAUGAGUUUGUACUAAGAAUCAAAGAAAUACGGGAUCCUAAUACCAUGGAGGUCCCCGGUACAUUUAUAAAAGAUAUAAAUCGUUUAUCAUUUGAAUCUGUAGCUGUUGUAGCAUUGGAUAAAGAAAUGGGUCUCAUCAGAAGCACAUCAAUUACUCCAGAAGCUAAAGAGCUGUUCGAGAAUUUGCAAAUGUUUACUAGAGCUUUUUACGAUUUGGGCAUUAAACCUUCGAUCUAUAAAUAUAUCAAGACACCAACAUACAAACGUUUCGAAAAAUGUAUGGACAAUAUGUUUGAUAUAUGUUUAAAAUUUACCAACGAGGCUAUACAACGUUUAGAAAAGCAAGGUGCAAAUGCUGAAGGAAAUAGCGUUUUAGAAAAAUUACUAAAAAUUGAUCGGAAAAUUGCCAUGAUUAUGGCCAUUGACAUGUUGAUUGGUGGUGUUGAGAUAACCUCAUCUAUUUUAUCGGCCAUUAUGCUUUGUUUAGCCACCAAUCCAGUAAAACAACAGAAGUUGCGUGAAGAAAUACUGAAUACAAUUGGUAAAACUGAAAAAUUCACUGUAGAGAACACGAAAAAUUUACCAUACUUGAGAGCUUGUAUCAAAGAAGCCAUAAGACUAUAUCCCGUAAUUUUUGGCAAUCUAAGGUCGACUGGAAUGGAUCUAUGUUUAAGUGGUUAUCAAAUACCCAAAAACACAAAUGUUUUAUUAGCAUCGAAUUUAUUGCUGCAAGAUGAGGACUACUUUCCCAAACCAAAAGAAUAUAUACCAGAGAGAUGGUUACGUGAGGAGAAUGGUGAAAAUGAUAAAAUAUCUGUGAAAAAUAUGCAUCCAUUUACAUUUUUGCCAUUUGGAUUUGGUCCACGUUCAUGCGUUGGUAAACGUAUCGUUGAUUUGGAAAUGGAAAUAACAAUGGCUAAUCUAGUGCGUAAUUUCGAAAUUGAAUUUAAUUAUCCUAGUGAAAACGCUUUUAAAAGUUAUUUUGUCAAUUCGCCAGUUGUACCAUUAAAAUUUAAGUUUACUGAUUUAUAA
Messenger RNA from Calliphora vicina (urban bluebottle blowfly), 1593 nucleotides. Its product is annotated as probable cytochrome P450 12c1, mitochondrial. NCBI's taxonomy places the organism in Eukaryota, Metazoa, Arthropoda, Insecta, Diptera, Calliphoridae. The record is from RefSeq and is a predicted model, not a curated record. Gene Ontology annotation, molecular function: iron ion binding; monooxygenase activity; oxidoreductase activity, acting on paired donors, with incorporation or reduction of molecular oxygen. The coding region runs from base 1 to 1593 and encodes 530 amino acids. The transcript has 4 exons.